UUUUCUGUUGUUUUUAGAUUCAAGUGACGAAAACUUAUGAAAUGAUAUUUUAAGUUUAAACUGAUCAAUUAAUUUAAUUAAUUGAUUUAUUGUAGCAACAAUGGUAAAUUGUUUAAAUAGAGAAAGAAAUUUACAACGAAAAAUGUAUGAAUGUAAUAUUUGAAAUCUAAAAUGAUAAAUUAUUGUGCGAAAAUAAUAAAACUCGCAAUGUCAGCACAUGGUCUCAUUAGAACGUGUUUAACGAGCGUAGCGUAAGCGUGAAAAUGAAAACGUUGAGGCUCUCGUGGUGUAAAAAGGCUAAAUUCCUCAUAAAAAUACAAGAAAUGAGAGGGAACGUUCGCCCUUGAACACAUAAAACCAAAAAAAAAAAAAAAAAAAAAAAAAUAGAAAAGGAAAAAAACCACAAAUUUUAGUGAAGCUAUUUUACUGAAACUUAUAUCAUUUUAACAGCUAUAUAUAAAACGUUGAAUUAUUUCCUUUCGCGCAGAGCAAUUUUACUUCAAAUUUCUAGCUUCAGAAUGAUAAUUACGUAUUUGUAAUUAUCAACAAGCUUUAAAAAUAUGGAAUAUUCAGCCAGAUGAAAUAUAGGUAAAGUAUUUAGAAGAAAAAAGAUUGAAAUGUUUUAUGUAAAACGAUUAAAUUAAGUGGUUGAGUUUGAAAAUUUGACUCGGUUUAAUAAUUCAAUGGAAAAAAUAUUCGCCCUAUGAAAAAAAAUUCAUGUUCCUGUCGAUAUAUCGGCGAGGUGCUCCUCUACUUUCGACUGCUCUGCAAUUCAAAUGCAAUACUCGAAUAUACAUGGCGAAAGAAAUGGAAAUUGAGGAAUUUAAGGGAACCAAUUACUCUCGCGUCGACGUAACUUCAAAAUGUUUCACGUGUCGGUGUUUGCGAAAUGAAGUUCGUCGUUAUCCGAUUAACACGCUUGCAGAUGCGUUCUUUUUGUUGCAAAGUAAAUGGACAAAUUGUGAACAAAUAAUGUUUACAAUUACAUCAAAAUUAAUGUCCUAAACUUUACCAAGAAUUAUUAAAAAUCCCUGCGUAUUGCUUACGUAAUGUUGAUAUUGAGUAGUACCAUACAUAACCUCAACAUUAUGAUACUUACAAACAUCGCUAAACAAGUAGUGCGAACGAUGUCGACAUUUCGCUUGGCGUUGGUACAACUUGAAGUAAAUGAAGUAAAACGCAAAAAUGUAGAGCGGGCAGUUUCCUACAUUUCUAGCGCAAAAGAGCGCAAUGCUGAUAUUAUAGCUCUUCCUGAAUGCUUUAAUUCACCAUAUGGAAUACAGUACUUUCGAAAAUACGCCGAGAGUAUUCCUGAUGGUGAAACGAGCGUUGCUUUAUCGAAUGCAGCUAAAGAAAACAACAUCUAUGUAGUUGGUGGUACGAUGCCUGAAAUAGAGGGCGAUAAAUUGUACAAUACCUGUACUAUUUGGGGUCCCGAUGGAACUUUGAUAGCAAAACACCGAAAGGUACAUCUAUUCGACAUCGACAUUCCUAAUAAGAUUACUUUUCGAGAGAGUGAUUCACUCAGUCCUGGUAACUCCCUAACGACGUUCGAUGUGAAGGGCUGCAAAAUAGGUAUUGGCAUAUGCUAUGAUAUUAGAUUCGAGGAAAUGGCACGCAUUUAUCGGAACAAAGGUUGCCAAAUGCUGAUAUAUCCAGCGGCAUUCAAUAUGACCACUGGACCACUGCACUGGUCAUUACUUCAGCGUUCCAGAGCGAAUGAUAAUCAAUUAUACGUUGCUUGCAUAUCACCGGCUCGUGUUCCUUCAGCAAGUUACGUCGCAUGGGGGCAUACACAGUUGACCAAUCCCUGGGGAGAGAUUCUUUACGAUUUGGAAACUCAAGAGAAUAUGGCAGUCACCGAUAUCGCAUCUGAAAAACAAGACAUCUUCGAGACAGCGUGGGUUUUCUUUCCAACUUUCUUAACUUUCAACAAUAAAAUUUUCGUCAAACGAUACAAUCUAUCCAACAAAGUUCUUGUAGACAGCCAAUCUCGUAAGAACAUAGAUCUUCUUCAAGUAUUAUUCUUCACAAUGCUUCGUGUGGAAUUUCUACUUGACGAGUUAUUAUUAAACGAUUAAAAGCUUAUUAUUAUACGAUAAUGUAAUAUCGUAGAAUAGCUUUGAUUGGAGAUCGGCUGAAAUUAGAAAACACCGUGUACGCCGUCUUUUUGUGGUUUGUUUACAUCCAAGAGCGCCUAGUAACAGUGACGCGAGAAAAGAUAAGCAGCGUCAAAACAGAAGUACGGUUUCAUAUUUCAAGGAGUGGCAAUCGAGAGGCCAGAGUAUGUGAGCCGAAAAGUGUGUGUGUGUGUGUGUGUGUGUGUGUGUGUGUGUGUGUGUGUGUGUGUGUGUGUGUGUGUGUGUGUGUGUGUGUGUGUGUGUGUGUGUGUGUGUGUGUGUGUGUGUGCGUG
Molecule: messenger RNA, 2413 nt
Organism: Bombus huntii
Lineage: Eukaryota; Metazoa; Arthropoda; Insecta; Hymenoptera; Apidae
Product: omega-amidase NIT2-like
Exons: 6
Coding region: 1050-2081 (343 amino acids)
Biological process (GO): L-glutamine metabolic process; oxaloacetate metabolic process
Cellular component (GO): mitochondrion
Molecular function (GO): omega-amidase activity
Source: RefSeq, a predicted model, not a curated record